AUGAAAACCCCCCUCUCCCUCUCCCUCCUCCUCUUCUCCUCUCUCGCCACCGCCGGCCUGGGCACAACCACCUAUUCCUACUCGACGCCACCUCCCGAAAUCCCCUGCACAGUCGGCGACGACGCGCCCUGCUCCCCAUCCCCAGGCUGGACCUGCACGCCCACGCAGACCUGCACCUCCGGCGUGCCCUGCGGCGGCGCCUGCAUCCGUCCGCCGCCGACCCCGCCUCCCGAGAUCCCCUGCACCGUCGGCAAUGAUGCGCCCUGCCCGACGGGCAGCACCUGCACACCCACGGCCUACCCUACACCCGGUGUACCCCGCGGCGGACUGUGUAUUGCGACGCCCGUGACGGUCACGACGACGUCUACAACUUCUACGUCGACUCCUGUGAUUUGCACGGUGCCCAUGAGCCACCCGGGCCAAAACGGUGGACGACGUCCUAUUGUUGGCACCGGAGGCCCUGGGCCUGGUCACGGUGGUCCUGGGCAGUGUCCGACUGGAUCGACUUGCACGCCGACGCAGAUUUGCACGCCCCAUGGCGGUGGGGUGCCGUUUUGCGGUGGGGUCUGCAUUGGUGUCUUGCCUACGCCGACACCGUAG
This is a messenger RNA of Dichotomopilus funicola, 600 nucleotides long. RefSeq lists its product as uncharacterized. The record is from RefSeq and is a predicted model, not a curated record. NCBI's taxonomy places the organism in Eukaryota, Fungi, Ascomycota, Sordariomycetes, Sordariales, Chaetomiaceae. The coding region runs from base 1 to 600 and encodes 199 amino acids. The transcript has a single exon.